AUGUCCUACUUUUUAAAUGCAAUUCGAGCCGAGCUAAAUGCUGUUAAAGUUGCUGGUGGCUGGAAGGCUUCAUUUUACAGGAUUCUACGAGAGACAAAUCUUCGUACAGGAACUCUGAUUGGAACAGACAAAUAUGGAAAUAAGUACUUCGAAAAUAACACGUACUUCAUGGGAAGAAAUCGUUUUGUUGUUUACCCUUACGUGGAUCGUUACACCUUCGAUGCCAGCCAGAUUCCCGCGGAAUGGCAUCGUUGGAUGCACUACAUGACAGAUGACCCUCCCACGAAAGUACCCCCAGCGGAAAGGAAGUUUAUUCAGGCUCACGAAACUAACAAAACAGGCACCAAAUUGGAAUACGUUCCUUACAGUACUACCCGGCCAAAGAUCGAGGAGUGGCAGCCCCCUAGGAACAAUUAA
Messenger RNA from Pocillopora meandrina, 417 nucleotides. Lineage: Eukaryota; Metazoa; Cnidaria; Anthozoa; Scleractinia; Pocilloporidae. The record is from the annotation of a GenBank genome assembly.